Pyricularia pennisetigena is the source of this 336-nucleotide messenger RNA. RefSeq lists its product as uncharacterized. Gene Ontology annotation, biological process: vacuolar proton-transporting V-type ATPase complex assembly. The record is from RefSeq and is a predicted model, not a curated record. The transcript has 3 exons. Gene Ontology annotation, cellular component: endoplasmic reticulum membrane. Bases 1 to 336 code for a protein of 111 amino acids. NCBI's taxonomy places the organism in Eukaryota, Fungi, Ascomycota, Sordariomycetes, Magnaporthales, Pyriculariaceae.
AUGGCUACUAGGAGAAUCGUCGCCACAGAAAAGUCCAUCCUGGAAAAGGAUGAUCACGUCGGAUCCAGCCCAGCCGCAAGCGAAAAGUCCAACAUCACGCCCGCAGUGCCCCUAGAUGUCAUCCUCAAGCUGUUGGCAUUCACGCUUGCCAUGGUGGUCAUCCCGAUCGGCUCCUACUUUGUCACCGUGAACUCGAUAUUCAAAGGAAACUCAACCUACGCCGGCGCCCUAGCCGCCAUCAUGGCCAAUGUCGUCUUGGUUGCGUACGUCGUCGUGGCCAUGAACGAGGAUCAGACUGAGCAGGAAAAGAAAAAGGAAGGCAAGAAGGACCGUUGA